UUUUUCAGUGAUUUUUAUCCAAUAUUUCAUAAUCCAAUUGUAAAUUAUCGAAAAAAAUUACGAUGUUCAUAUGAAGUUGUUUAUCCAUUACAAAGUGCAAUUUUCAUUUUAUAUACAUAUGCAAGUUUAAUUAUGUUACUUAUAAGACCAUUUUUUAUUUCAAUAAUUCAUCAAAAAUUUAUUUCAGCAUCAAUUUAUAGUGCUCUUCAUUUUUAUCCAUGUUUACUUGUAUUACAUGCUUUAUGUGGUGGUCUUAUUUAUUUUUCUUUUCCAAUUUUGACCAUUACUAGUUCUGUACUUCUUAAUGCUAUUCAUUUUACUUUAAUUGCUAAUGAAGAAAAUGAAUGGAUUCCAUUUCUACGAAAACUUUGUGGAAAUAUUCAAAAUUGGAUUAUUUAUUUGAUACAUAUUAUUCUUCUUCUUUGUGGUUUAGUUAGUUUUACACAAAUUGAAAAUGAAUAUGAUUAUAUAUUAUUACCUAUUGUUUUUCUACCAGGUCUAUUGUAUAUUUUAUUGUAUAAAUUUACAGGAACAAAUACAAUAAGACCGAUAGGAAAUUAA
Messenger RNA from Rotaria sordida, 561 nucleotides. Lineage: Eukaryota; Metazoa; Rotifera; Eurotatoria; Philodinida; Philodinidae. The record is from the annotation of a GenBank genome assembly.